AUGUUUGCUUUCUAUCCCGAAGAACCAGAAUACUAUUAUAUACCCAGCAGUUAUUACCCUCGUUCACAAUUCUCAGGGUGUCGCCAACAUAACCAGCCUCCUUGUUCUUAUCACUCGAAUCCAUAUUCAUCCUACUCCCACCCGUGUUCAGACUCGUUUCUGACUCCCACUCACAACAAUAAUCGUAGCUAUCACAGAAACUACAAUCAAGGCGCCUAUCAUAACAGAAAUACUAAUCGUCGAGACAGAAGUGAAGAUGACUCCAUAUUCCUGAAUAAUCAUCGUCAACGCGACUCUUUGUUUACUCCUGAUUCCUUUUUUAAUGUUCAGCCGAAUUACGUUGACCUUGAGAGGAUGAGCCGAGGACCUCAAGGACGUAAAUUCCAUAAUGGCGAAGAAUUAAAAAAGAAGACCACACCCUCAAGAAAAUCACGGUCGAUCCCAGUUACCACUCCUUCCGAUUCUGUCAAAGCAAAUAAUUCAAAAACAACACUCGAUAAAAAUCUGGCAUCCCGAAAAAUCUAUAAAUUCCUGAGAUACGAUACCGCUAAUCAUAAAACCAGAAAAGUUCUUUCAAAACUGUUGCAACUACGAAACAUACAAAAUCAAUUGACUAAUUUGAUACCUUCAAAUGGUCAAUUGAUAUUGACAUUCAGCACAGAUCAAAAAACGCCACAAGUAUUACCUAUAUCGAAGGAUAAUAAGAAAUAUUUGGAAUACGAGGACACGGUUUUGAAGAUCUUGAGUAAAUUAGAUGAAAUUGAUAGUAAUGGAUAUGAUAUCGUCAGAGAGAGGAGAAGAGAGAUCGUGGGAUUGGCUCAAGGAAUUCUAAAUAGAUUGGACGAGGAAAAAGAAAGGCAAUGGAAAGAAUUUAAGGCGGUUACGAUAGAAGGCGAGGAUAAUAAUAAUACAAAUUUUGAAAAGAAUACCAAGGUAGAGGGUGAUGAUCUAAAUGAUAAUAAUACGGUGACCGAGGAGGAGGAAAGUAUGGCGGUAGACGAUGUUAGCGAAGAGAAAGUUGGCACACCCAUAAUAGUUUCAGAAGUUGAUGUGACCGAUGCUGAAAACAAUACAACUCAACCAUCUUCCAUAAUUGCAUUGGAAGAUCUUGAGGAUGCCAAUAUAAAACCAUACAGCAUAUCACAAGAAAAUGAUGUUAAAGAAACCGUUCUAGCGGAUGAAGCUCAGAACGAUAUAACGAAAGAAGAAGGUGUGGCCGAAAUAAAUUCCUCUGAUUCCAUAAAUACGAAAGAAAGUAUGGAUGUCGACGAUCCUUCUAUAGAAGAUACUAAAGACGAGUCUCCAUCCUUCGUGGAUCAAGAGAAAUCAAGUAAAAGAACGGAUGAUGAAUUUGUGGUGAUAGAGUCGGAGGAUUUAAAUAAAGCAUGA
This is a messenger RNA of Acaulospora morrowiae, 1389 nucleotides long. NCBI's taxonomy places the organism in Eukaryota, Fungi, Glomeromycota, Glomeromycetes, Diversisporales, Acaulosporaceae. The record is from the annotation of a GenBank genome assembly.